Messenger RNA from Procambarus clarkii (red swamp crayfish), 3435 nucleotides. RefSeq lists its product as uncharacterized. Gene Ontology annotation, cellular component: membrane. NCBI's taxonomy places the organism in Eukaryota, Metazoa, Arthropoda, Malacostraca, Decapoda, Cambaridae. The record is from RefSeq and is a predicted model, not a curated record.
CCGUCGAGCAGUGAGGCCAAAUGCUCAGUACAAACAUGGCUCGGAACACGUCGGCCGCUCUCCCGCCCUUCUUCCUCUUGGUGGUGGUGGCCUGCCUGUCUUCAGGGGCAUGGGCCAGUUAUUACUACUAUGAUUUCUCCAAUAGCUUACAAGUCUGGAACUCUACCCGUGGUUCGUGGCGCUGGACCAACGUUCAGAAUCUUGACACCGUCCUGCCGGCGGGCCCAGAUGGCUUUGCUGUUAUGGACAGUCCAAGCGCUAGUGACGAGCUCUACACGCCCUGGUUCACUGCCCCCAACGGAGGGAAGUUAGCCAUUAAAUUCUACCUUCGUUCAGAGUACGUGGGAUCCAACGAUCUAACCAUCAAAAUCUACACCGAUAAGAAUACUCGUCCAGUUCUCUUACUCGACUUGGAGAAGUAUUCUCAACCCGAUACCAAAGAAUGGUUCGUCGAAUUUGCAGAGAUGGCGCCCCAGAGCACGAGAAUAAGAUUGGAUAUCUUCUGCUUCAACGGAAAACGGGCCAAGCCAGGCGAGCCGCUGAUGGGGUGCGCUAUUGACACUCUUGCCUUCGAAUCGUAUGAAGACCCAACUACCUCAACCAUCACCCCAACCACCCUACCACCGACAGCCCCACCAACCACCCUCUUACCAACUUACCCUACAACAACCUACCCUCCAACAACCUACCCUCCAACAACCUACCCGCCAACAACCUACCCUCCAACAACCUACCCUCCAACAACCGAACCCCCAACGACCGAACCCCCAACGACCGAACCCCCAACGACCAAACCUCCAACAACCGAACCCCCAACGACCGAACCCCCAACAACCGAACCCCCAACGACCGAACCCCCAACGACCGAACCUCCAACAACCGAACCCCCAACGACCGAACCCCCAACGACCGAGCCCCCAACGACCGAACCUCCAACGACCGAACCCCCAACGACUGAACCUCCAACAACCGAACCCCCAACAACCGAACCCCUAACGACCGAACCCCCAACGACCGAACCCCCAACGACCGAGCCCCCAACAACCGAACCCCCAACAACCGAGCCCCCAACAACUGAACCCUCAACAACCGAACCCCCAACGACCGAACCCCCAACAACCGAACCCCUAACGACCUACCCCCCAACAACCGAACCUCCCACGACCGAGCCCCCAACAACCUACCCCCCAACGACCUACCCCCCAACGACCUACCCCCCAACGACCUACCCCCCAACAACCAACCCACCAACAACCAACCCCCCAACAACCAACCCCCCAACAACCAACCCCCCAACAACCAACUCCCCAACGACAGAAGCACCAUCGGGACCAUUGGUGUUUGACUUCCAGGAUGAUACGAACGGUUGGUCUUUGGUUCAAAUGAACAACGCUGCCUUUAGCAGGGUUCGAUUCCAGAGCAGUCUGGUCGACGCCCCGCCUGCUGGACCCUGGGUUCUACAGGUCUUUCAGGACAACAUCCAGUCUGGUACGGUGGUAGCCACCAGUCCUGUACUGGAGGCUGUCGACACAGAGAUGAAAAUUAGCCUCAUAUUCUGGAUGGACGGUACUGUCCACUACCCAGCUCAGCUUAAGAUUCGUCGUCGAUUCACAUUCAGCUCAUUCGAGGAGACGCCAGUCAUGAACCUGGACCCCUUCGGCAACCAGAUCAACCAGUUAUGGCUGACAUACAACGUCACCCUUACCGGGCUCACCCUAGGCCAGACCUUCUCUCUCAUACUAGAGGCGUCCCAGGGCGGUGACCCGACGAACGCUGUGGUCAUCAACAGGCUUGAAGUGAGUGGCGUCAGGGUCAUAGAAUCAGACUUUACAAUCAUGAACUUCGAGAACGGCUUGAUGGGCUGGUCGAUUGGCAACAUGGACGGGGGACUUUGGCAACUCGUCAACUGGACAACACUCAACCCGUCUCUGAAGGUCCCUCGACCAGCCACCGGAGACAUGUUCCUGAUAUCCUCACGAAACCACAUCUAUUCAGGCGUUCUGAGCAUCGAGUCUCCACUACUGCCUGCUUCAGGAGGAACCACUAAAAGACUCAAAUUUAAGUUCUGGGUUCGAGGUUCUGUCACCUACCCUGCAGUACUAAGCAUUCGCAAGAAGACUCCUGAUGGGCGCUACGACACUCUUCCCUUCGUCAAUCUGAGAAGUUAUGGCAACAUCGACAGCCAAUCCUGGCUGAACUUUCAAAGAGACGUUAUCAUCCCCCUUGAAGAAGGAGAUUUUUACUAUCAGCUGGUGAUCGAGGUGGACCUUGGAGGUAGAAACGAAAACCUUGUUGGGAUUGACGACCUCACCAUCACUACUGUCUAAUCCUAAGUUGGGAUUGACUUCUCUCCCAGUACCUGGUUAAUGACACAUGUCAACGUCUGUCUAAUCCAACGCUGGGAUGAACCUUCCUCUCUACACCCAAGAACCGACCCCAUGUCAACAAACAUCUGGGCUAGGAUUCAUAGUCAGAAUCCGGAUUCAUUUGUAACAACUUACACGAACUCUCACAAUUUACACAAAUUGAAAAACAUUUAGCUUACACUUUAAGUGGGGAUAUAUAAUUGAUCACACAGUGUGUAACAGUAAUGGCAAGUUGCGAACGGCCUCGUAGCGCUUCGGAGCUCGUAAACCCUUUUGUGAAUACAAACUAAGUCGCCAUGAUGGAGGUAAGAGGAAGAGAUGUCGUAAGCGGACGCGCAAGUGUUCUGUGAAUCCUCUCUGAUCCUGGUGUCCACGAAGGCAUCAACGCGAGAACUGGACCCAGCAACUAACACACAGAUGAGAAUAUACUGAGGCUAUAUAAUGGGAUCGAACCCUUGUCCCUAGCCUCUCCUGGCACAAAAAUACACACCAUCCAAUAAGCCAGUCGGACCAAUAUCCACGAGUACCGCCAAUUCAAUGCCACGUCAUCAACAUUGAGUCAAAGAAGUGCUUGAGUUUAGCAACAUUUGCAAUGUUCUAUAACAUGCACAAAAUUAAAAAAAGACACUCACACAUAGACAUGUGUUAUAUAUCACAUAUCGAUAUACCAACAUAAGAGGGAAGCAAAGGACAAUAGACUUUCUAUUAAGUAUUAAAACACCCAAAUGUCCAUGAUAUAUCAAAUAUAUCACUUACAUACAUAUACACCAUUUAUAUAACGUUCAUGUUCUUUACAUUGUUUCCAAUACAUAAAUAUAUCUAUCAACAUGUAAUUAAUAUUUUGAAAAAUUCUAGAACUUAACAUUUUCUAAUUCCCAGCAAUAUGCAUUGUUGUUUAGUGUACGAUAACAUGUCAAGUUUCCUGUACGCUUUAUGUGACCUUUCGUUCCUAUUUGAAAUUUGAUGAACCACAAGUAUGUAAAAUCCGUCGAUUUAAUACACUGAUGAAUAUCUCGUAUACAUAAAAAUCAAUGCACAUUGUAAAAAAAAAAUAAAAAGUUACACCUAC